Messenger RNA from Polyodon spathula (Mississippi paddlefish), 829 nucleotides. It is a transcript of the gene vmp1, whose product is annotated as vacuole membrane protein 1. The transcript is spliced from 6 exons. Lineage: Eukaryota; Metazoa; Chordata; Actinopteri; Acipenseriformes; Polyodontidae. The coding region runs from base 53 to 814 and encodes 253 amino acids. The record is from RefSeq and is a predicted model, not a curated record.
UUUUAUAUGUCUGGUUUUUGUUUUCUUUUCAGAUCAUAUACUACUCAAUGAAAUGGCAGAACAUGGAGCAGAUUCUGAAGCACCACAGAGGCGUGUGGGCAUGAACAAGGAACAGCAAAAUGGUACCUUUGCAGACCCUGCAUUGCUCAGUGAGAGAAAGCAGAAGGACAGAGAGGAGAGGCUGAGCCUUGUCCUCUGGAAGCGACCUCGUAUUACAUUGCAGUAUUUUUUCCUGGAAACCCUGAUAGACUUGAAAGAAUGGACAAUAAAAUUAUGGCAGAGGAGAGGGAUGGUUUUAAGUAUUUUGUUGCUGCUUGCAUGUCUUACACUUGCAUAUUAUACUGAAGGAACACAUCAGAAGUAUGUGCAAUACUUGGAGAAGAAGUCUAUGUGGUGUGCCUACUGGGUAGGCUUGGGCAUUUUAUCUUCCGUUGGUCUUGGAACUGGUCUUCACACCUUCCUGCUUUACUUGGGUCCACAUAUUGCAUCAGUGACUCUGGCUGCAUAUGAAUGCAACUCUGUGAACUUCCCAGAGCCUCCAUAUCCAGAGAAGAUUAUUUGUCCUGAUGAGGAAGGCCUUGAGGCCGGAGCCAUCUCUCUAUGGACCAUCAUCUCGAAGGUCCGACUGGAGGCCUGCAUGUGGGGUGCUGGCACUGCCAUUGGUGAGCUUCCUCCCUACUUCAUGGCGAGGGCUGCCAGGAUGUCUGGCGCUGAACCGGAUGAUGAAGACUAUGAGGAAUUCGAAGAGAUGCUGGAACACACUCAGAGCGCACAGGUGCGGCCCGCCAGCCUCCUGCUGUCUUUUACUAUCUGAUUGUUAAUCUUGUGA